AUGGUGGGUCAUUGCAACCUUAUCUAUUUGUUAACUUCGUUGUACUUAGGAACUGUGGUCAAUGGACAGAGCAGGGUACUGAGUAAUCGGAAUGACAGUUAUGAAGCUGGUAUCGUUAUCAGCACGGAAGAGUCAAUUCCGGAAAAUAUUCACUGUGCCUCGCCGUACAGAGUGUACAAUCAAGCAAGUUUGGAUUUCGCAGUGAAUGAGCUUAUCGCGAACGGAGAGUAUGUCGAUUUCUGGAUUGAUGGCACUAUUUCUGGCAGUACAAUAACAUUCAGUGAUGGUACAAGAAUGGCUGUUGAUUCGUCGUUGUUUCAUCGAAAAGAACCAAAUGGGAGUGGUGCUUGCAUCCAGUUGUGGUACCGUUAUGGUGAAUGGAAAUUAGAUGAUACGACAUGUGACGAUCCUCAGAAGUACCUGUGUUCGGCUGGGAUCGUGAUCAGCACGGAAGAGUUAAUUCCGGAAAAUAUUCACUGUGCCUCGCCAUACAAAGUGUAUAAUCAAGCAAGUUUGGAUUUGGCAGUGAAUGAGCUUCUCGUCAACCGAGAGUAUGUCGAUUUCUGGGUUGAUGGAAUUAUUGCAGGCAGUACAAUAAUAUUCAGUGAUGGUACAAGAAUGGUUGUUGAUUCGUCGUUGUUUCAUCGAAAUGAGCCAAAUAGGAGUGGCGCUUGCAUCCAAUUGUGGUACCAUUAUGGUGAAUGGAAAUUAGAUGAUACGCCAUGUGACGAUCCUCAGAAGUAUCUGUGUUCGGCUGCGCUUCUGAUCAGUUCGGAACAAGCACGUCCAUUCCAGUGUGCAUCACCAUAUAGAAUUACUGAUGGCGUUAGCUUGAAUUUAGCAGUGAGUGCGCUUAGUGCGAAUGGAGAGUAUGUUGACUUCUGGGUUGAUGGCGUCAUUUUAGGCAGUACGAUAAUAUUCAGUGAUGGCACAUUCAUGGAAGUUGAUCCAUCUUUGUUUCAUGUUAAUGAGCCCAAUGGUAGUGGUUCUUGCAUCCAGUUGUGGUUCCAUAAUAAUGAAUGGAAAUUAGAUGAUACUCCAUGUUACGAUGCUCAACGGUACCUUUGUGUGAAUUAAAAGGUCGCCGUUGACUCAAAGUUCAAGUAAUAUUUGAACAUAUUUAACGAAGAAUUUCUGCAAACCUAUCUGUAGUAAUAAGUAAACGCAUGCAUGAUGAGACUUUAUUUAAUCGUAUUUAUUGUUGUACAUUAAAAUAUUCUGUUCUCAAU
Saccoglossus kowalevskii is the source of this 1229-nucleotide messenger RNA. RefSeq lists its product as uncharacterized. NCBI's taxonomy places the organism in Eukaryota, Metazoa, Hemichordata, Enteropneusta, Harrimaniidae. The record is from RefSeq and is a predicted model, not a curated record.